Messenger RNA from Naegleria gruberi, 975 nucleotides. RefSeq lists its product as uncharacterized. Gene Ontology annotation, biological process: cellular response to oxidative stress. The record is from RefSeq and is a predicted model, not a curated record. Gene Ontology annotation, molecular function: quinone reductase (NADPH) activity. Gene Ontology annotation, cellular component: cytosol; cytoplasm. Lineage: Eukaryota; Heterolobosea; Eutetramitea; Acrasida; Naegleriidae. The transcript has a single exon. Bases 1 to 975 code for a protein of 324 amino acids.
AUGCAAGCUCUUGUUUUUGAUCGAUUCGGAGAAGCUUCUCAAGUUCUCUACAUGAAAGAAUUGGAAAAACCACAAAUUGGAAAGAAUGAUGUGUUGGUUAGGACUCAGGCCAUUGGCUUGAAUUUUGCAGAUAUUUACAGAAGGAAUGGAAAUUAUCAUUUGGUGGGAGAACCUCCCUAUAUUUUGGGAUAUGAAGGGGCUGGAAUUGUAGAAGAGAUUGGAAGUGAGGUGAACUCUGAUUUGAUUCGAGUGGGGAUGAGAGUUGGUUUUGCUGAUGUGCCUCAUGCCAAUGCUCAAUUGGUGAAAGUUACUGUGGAGAAGGCAAUUCCUCUGCCAGAUGAGAUUUCAUCAGAGAUGGCAGCAGCUGUCUUGUUGCAAGGAUUGACAGCUCAUUAUUUGACAAGAGAUUCAUUUGUUGUGAAGGAGGGAACUGUUGCAGUGGUGCAUGCAGUGGCAGGUGGAGUUGGUCAAUUGCUUACCCAAAUUAUCAAAUUAUUGGGAGGAACAGUUAUUGGACUGACUUCAAGUGAAGAAAAGGCAGAAAUUGCAAAACAAAUUGGAGCAGAUCAUGUUUUUCUAUAUAAGGAUAAUUGGACUGAACAAAUACUUCAAUUGACCAAUCAAAUAGGUGUUAACGUAGUCUACGAAUCAGUUGGUUCAACAAUCAUGGACUCAUUCAAAAUUACAAAAAUUGGAGGAACUGUCGUAUUCUAUGGAAUGGCAGGUGGCGAUCCUCCACUCAUCAAUCCACGAAUGUUAAUGGAUGGCUCAAAAACACUCACUGGUGGCGACUUGUGGAAUGUCCUAACAAGUAGGGAGGAGAGAUUGAAACGUUCCACUGAAUUAUUUUCAUGGAUUUCUCAAAAAAAGAUUACAAUUAGUGAGUGGAAGAAUUUCAAAUUGAGUGAGGGAGCUCUAGCUCAUGAAUUUUUGGAACAACGUAAAAGUACUGGCAAGAUUUUACUCAUUCCUUAG